Molecule: messenger RNA, 1484 nt
Organism: Vicugna pacos (alpaca)
Lineage: Eukaryota; Metazoa; Chordata; Mammalia; Artiodactyla; Camelidae
Source: RefSeq, a predicted model, not a curated record
UCCCUAACAUAGAUUAAUACUUAGAAAAUUUAGAAUAUUCCAUUAAAAUAGCUAAAAUAAAGGUUUAAACUUCAGAUUAAAAAACUCUUCCUGUUCUAGAUUGUUCUCUUCCCUCAUGGAUUACCAAGUCCUCUAAGAAUGUGCUGUUCUUCUAGGAACUGGUGACAGUCAAGGAUGAGGAAAUGGACUUCACCCAUGUGGAGGAGGAACAGCUGAAUUCUGCCCAAAGAUUCGUGGGCAUGGAUAUGAAGGUGGAGAAUUGUGGGAGCCUGGUAUUUUGGGAUUCUGACGCCAUACCUGAAACUAAAGUGUCCCUUUCAAAGCAGGACGCUUAUGAAGAAAUAUCCCCUGGACAGGAGCUGAUAAUUCAAAGACUUGAAAAGGAUGAUGCCUGGGAAUGUGGAGGCACAUUAGAAAGGCAGCAAAGAAUUCCGAAGAAAGAUAUAAGGCAAGUCAUAAUUAAACACAGGAGAAACCCCGUGGAGGAUUGUAACGGAAUCGGGGUAGGUUCAAACUCAGUUAAACAUCAGAAAGUUUACUCAGUGAAAAAGCCUUGGAAGUGCACUGAGUGUGGGAAGUCCUUCACUUACUGCUCAGCCUUUGUCCUGCAUCAGAGGAUUCAUACGGGAGAGAAGCCCUAUGUGUGUAUGGACUGCGGAAAGGCCUUCAGCCGGAGCUCAUCGCUUAUGCAGCAUCGGAGGAUUCACACCGGAGAGAAGCCCUACGGGUGUAACGAAUGUGCGAAAGCUUUCAGUCGCCGGUCAGCCCUCAUCCAACAUCACAUCAUUCAUACUGGAGAAAAGCCCUAUGAGUGCAAUGAGUGUGGGAAGGCCUUCCACCAAAGCACGUACCUUAUCCAGCAUCACAGAACACACACUGGAGAGAAACCCUAUAAAUGCAAGCAGUGUGGGAAACCUUUCAAUGACACCUCCUCCCUUAUUAAACAUCAGAGGGUUCAUACAGGAGAAAAACCCUACGGAUGUAACGAGUGUGGGAAAGCCUUUAGCGACCCGUCAGGCCUCACUCAGCAUCAGAGGACUCACACGGGGGAAAAGCCGUACGAAUGUAGCGAAUGUGGGAAAGCGUUCAGUUACUGUUCAGCUCUUAUUCAACACCAGGGAACCCACACUGGGGAGAAGCCUUACAAGUGUAAUGAAUGUGGGAAAGCCUUCAGUGACCGCUCAGCUCUUGUAAGACAUCAGAGGAUUCACACUGGGGAGAAGCCUUACAAAUGUAAAGAAUGUGAGAAAGCCUUCAGCCAGAGCUCAUCCCUGACCAAGCACCUGAAAACACACACUGGAGAGAAGCCAUAUAAAUGCAGUGACUGCGACAAGGCCUUCAGCCAGAGCUCAUCUCUUAUUCAACACCAGAAAAUUCAUACAGGAGAAAAACCCUAUAAAUGUAAGAGGCAUGAGAAAACCUUCCGUGGGCGUUCAGCCUUUCAUCAGCAUAAAGGAAUUCAUGCUGAAUAGGAUGCAGCAAAC